UUCCAUCUCAUGUCCAGUUCCGGGUGAUUAUUUCGCCCAUUUGGAUGCCAGUGGCAGAAGAAUUGAUUUGAAUGAACGGCCUGAGCUUAGCAAGGGUAGUGUGGAAUUCAUUGCACCAGCUGAAUAUAUGGUGCGGCCUCCGAUGCCACCACUAUAUUUUUUCCUCAUUGACGUGUCACUUUCCGCUGUUAGAAGUGGAAUGCUUGAGGUUAUGGCACAAACUAUUAAGUCUUGUUUGGAUAAAUUGCCUGGCUGUCCCAGAACACAAAUUGGGUUCAUAACUUUUGACAGCACUAUACAUUUUUAUAACAUGAAGUCAUCUUUGACGCAGCCUCAAAUGAUGGUGGUCUCAGAUCUGGAUGAUAUAUUUGUUCCUUUGCCCGAUGAUCUCCUUGUUAACUUGUCAGAGUCAAGAAGUGUGGUGGAUGCUUUUCUAGAAAGCUUACCCUCCAUGUUUCAGGACAAUGUGAAUGUUGAAUCUGCUUUUGGUCCAGCUCUUAAAGCAGCAUUUAUGGUCAUGAGCCGACUUGGUGGUAAAUUGUUAAUUUUCCAGAAUACACUGCCUUCACUUGGUGUUGGCCGCCUAAGGUUGCGUGGAGACGAUCUUCGUGUUUAUGGAACAGAUAAAGAGCAUGCAUUAAGAAUACCUGAAGAUCCGUUUUAUAAACAGAUGGCUGCUGAUUGUACCAAGUGUCAGAUAGCAGUGAAUGUCUAUGCAUUCAGUGACAAGUACACUGAUAUAGCUUCCCUAGGAACUUUGUCAAAAUAUACUGGUGGACAAGUGUAUUACUAUCCGAGCUUCCAUUCAGCAAUUCACCAAGAGAAGUUGAGACAUGAGCUAGCCAGGGAUCUUACGAGAGAAACUGCCUGGGAAGCUGUCAUGCGCAUAAGAUGUGGAAAAGGUGUGAGGUUCACAUCUUAUCAUGGGAAUUUUAUGCUUAGGUCCAUUGAUUUAUUAGCGCUUCCAGCUGUAGACUGUGAUAAAGCUUACGCAAUGCAGAUGGGUCUUGAAGAAACAUUAUUGACCACUCAGACUGUAUAUUUUCAAGAUGCUUUGUUGUAUCCUUUAGCUGAUGCAUAAGAAAUUCAAGCAUGCUUCUCUUGGCAUG
Molecule: messenger RNA, 1109 nt
Organism: Camellia sinensis
Lineage: Eukaryota; Viridiplantae; Streptophyta; Magnoliopsida; Ericales; Theaceae
Source: RefSeq, a predicted model, not a curated record